Ceutorhynchus assimilis (cabbage seed weevil) is the source of this 2604-nucleotide messenger RNA. The record is from the annotation of a GenBank genome assembly. Lineage: Eukaryota; Metazoa; Arthropoda; Insecta; Coleoptera; Curculionidae.
AUGUCACAACGUACUAAACACAUCCUCAAAUUAUUAGUGCCGCUGCAAGCUACUCCGGUACCAAAUGCAAAAGCAGAAAGGGAAAUGAAAUCUCUCAAUGAUAAGAAAGAUAAUCCCGAUAUUCACAUCACUGCUGAAAGUUGUAUAUCCGAAAAUGAGCUGGAAACCAUUUUACAAAAUGCGAAUACAAAAUUAAAUGUUUUUGACGAAAACCAAUUAAAAUCUGCUAAUAAUGAGAAAGAGAAUCCCUAUACGCACAUCAGUGCUGAAAGUUCUCUAACCGAAAAUCAGCUAGAAAUGAUGCAACACAAUCGUAAUACAAAAUUAAAUGCUUCUAACGAGCUAACAUUCACAUUGGCUUCUGCUAAUAAUAAUUUAGAAUCGUGCCAAGAGAAUAUUUUGCCUUGCUCUGUGACCAAAUCUGCGACAGUGAGUAAAACUGUUGAGGAAACUAACAGUAAUGAGUUUACAUUUACAUUAACUUCUGUUGAUGAUUAUUUAGAACCGUGCGAAGAGCAUAUUUUGCCUUGCUCUGUGACCAAAUCUGCUGAGGAAACUAACAGCACUGAUUCAGAUUUUCCUCAGCAAGAAGAAUUUCCAGAUGAUUUUCAAAGAUUAGAAUUACACGAAGACACUUCAGUCCAAUUUCAAGAGCCAUGUCAGGCAAAUUUGCCAAACGAAACUUUAUCAGAUGAUGUUAGUUCAGAAGAAGCGUAUAACCCAGAUGACGAAUCUUCCAGUUCAUCAGAAGAUAGCAGUUCCACUGAUGGUCCCACAACUAGCUCAAGGAAAAGAAAAAGUCUUUCGGGAAAUGAUUAUAUCAGCAAUGUUAAAAGACCAAAAAAUAUCACUACUGCUUCCAAAGAACACUUGAAGAAUAACAAAAAACAGAGAAAAGCAAAAAAGACCCUUAAAAAUGAAACACGAACAGUAAGAGAAGAAAGAAAGAGAAACAGAAACCUAGGUUUGGAAUAUACAACAAAAAAGGGAAAAUUGAUAAGAGCUAGGGUCUGCAGGCCAUUGUCCAAAUGCAAACUUAAUUGUCAAGAUAAAAUAGACCAUGAAAAGAGACAGACAAUUUUUUCUGAAUACUGGCAGAUGAAAAGCUUUAAUAAACGUGUUGCUUUUAUUGCUUCUUUGAUAAGAACAGAACCCAAAAAAUGUGCAAAACGCAAAACAGAACAUAUUUCGAAACAAAAAAACAGAUUGGUAACACAUAUAUUUCAUUUGCCCUAUAAUGGAGAGCAACUAAGAGUUUGCAAGCAAUGCUUCUUAAAAACUUUUGAUGAAUCAAACCGAUUUGUCACUAAUGUUUUAAAAAAUAAGGCAGAAUCCAGUUCUGGUGUCUGUCGUGAUGAUAAAAGGGGCAUGUCCUCUUCCGCAAACAAGAUUCCUGAUGCUGAUUUGCAAUUAGUAAAAGAACAUAUUAAUUCAAUACCUUCGGAAUAUGUUAAUUGGCUUCCAGAGGGAAGACGGAUUGUAUCAAGAUUUGUUUACGAAAGGGUAUUUUAUUCCAUGGGUUUGAAAAUAAAGUUAUUGAAAAAAGAUACGUGUGCCAAGUGUGACAAAUUUAAUAUGCUUAUAAAAGCAAACAGUGACGAAGCAAAAACGAAUUUGGAAUCUGAAUUAAGUAAGCAUCAAAAAGAAGCUGAGGCUGGUUUUGAGGCAAAACGCAUUGAUAAAGAAUAUGCUUUAAACGAUAAAACAAAAGAAGUCUUCAGUUUUGACCUUCAGCAAUGCCUACCUACUCCAGACAUUAAAACAUCUGUGGCUUUUUAUAAGAGGCAACUCUGGACAUUCAACCUAACAGUUCAUAGGUGUAGGGACCAACAAGCCUUUUGUUACAUGUGGCACGAAGCAGUAGCAGCUAGAGGAGCCAAUCAAAUAGCUUCCUGCUUAUUUAAGCACCUGAGACUUAUUCCUGCAAGCAUUAAGGAAAUAACAUUUUAUUCCGAUACAUGUGCAGGACAAAACAAAAACUGCUUUGUGUCCAUAAUGUUCAUGCUUGCUUUACAGGAGUUUCCUAACAUUGAGAAAAUUAACCACAAAUUUCUUACCCCUGGGCAUACGCACAUGGAAUGUGAUAAUGAUCAUUCCAUUAUUGAAAAGAAGAAAAAAAAAUAUCCAUGUCCUAUUGAACAUCCAAGAGACUGGGUAAAUCUUGUUCGUGUAUGUGGUGUGAAAAAACCUUUCGAAGUCAUUGAAAUGUCCCGCAAUCAUUUCUUUGAAUAUUCUGCAUUACUUAAAACGUUUCUUCAACAAAGAAAAGUUAAUGAAGAUGGCCAAAAAGUAGUAUGGAAAGACAUCAAAUGGCUAUGUUAUUCCAAAGAACCGGGCAUUAUACUUUAUAAAACAUCCCUUGAUGAAGAAGAAACAUUUCGGAAAUUGAGCUUUUUGCGAAAAGGGAAAACUUGGCCAAAAAAAUUUAAAGUUCCUGAGACUUAUAAAGGUGCAAACCCCAUAAGUAGAGAGAAAAAAAAUAAUCUCAUUGAAAUGCUACCCUAUGUUAGCGAAACAUUCCAUGAGUUUUAUAAAAACCUAAUCACAACAGCUGAUGUUAGAGACGUUCUACCCGACGAAUCAGAUGACUCAGAGGAAGAUUAG